Polistes dominula (European paper wasp) is the source of this 3585-nucleotide messenger RNA. RefSeq names its product facilitated trehalose transporter Tret1-2 homolog. Lineage: Eukaryota; Metazoa; Arthropoda; Insecta; Hymenoptera; Vespidae. Gene Ontology annotation, biological process: transmembrane transport. The record is from RefSeq and is a predicted model, not a curated record. Gene Ontology annotation, cellular component: membrane. Gene Ontology annotation, molecular function: transmembrane transporter activity.
CCAUUCGAUUUGAUUUUUAUCGGUUUUAUUUUUAACAUCCUAUACGUGAAUUAUCUAUGUACAUAUACAAUUGAACUAUAAAUCGCAGUGUAAUAUAAUCAUCGUUCGUAUAUUAUAACUUAAGAAUGAUCAAUGGUAACGAGAAUACCCGUUUAACGUAUUAAAAUUGAGAAUUACCUGGGGACCAUAAUUAUUCCAAAAGGAUUCGUUCGUGAGGUUUGAUUAGAAUCUAUGAGUUUCCUCGUUCGUUCGCGAAAAAAAACGAAAGGAAAAACGGGGACACAAAAUUCAUUUAACGAAGUCACAACUUGUCCGAUAUAGCUAAGAACGAUUUUCUUCUUCUUCUACUUCUUCUUCUUUUUCUUCUUCUUCUUCUUCUUCUCUCUGCUGGUAACUUCGUCAAUGGAAAAACGAACCGAUGCAACCUACGAUUUGCAUACGAAUGCAUUAAAGUACCGAUGAUGGAUUGAGGUAUAGAAAGAGAGAAAACUCCCCGAAGAUAACCGAAUAAAACGAGGAUUAAAUAAAAUGAACGUUUUAUCGGAUCUUCGAUGAGACAGACAGACAGAACGAAGAUUUUUCGAUCGAGGUUCUUCUUCGGUGAGGUGAAGAGUGGAGAAAGAAGACGAUAAAAAUGAAGAGAGAAAAAAACAGAGAGAGAGAAAGAGAAAGAGAAAGGGAGAGAAAAAGAGAGAGGUGUUACGCGUUAGAAACUUCUAGAGACUGAAGGCGACAAUAACCAAAAGACUAGAGUUAAGUGCAACUUUGACAAUAAAUAACCCAAGGCUGAUACUAAAAGGAAAAAGAGGAUAAUACUGGAUACGUCCGUUUACUAUGGGGAUCCUGAUGUCUGCUACAAGAGUAAAGGGGACUUUGCACGUACACCUACGUAAAUCGCAUAGCUCUUUCCAACGAUAAAGAACCAAAGAGGGUUUUCUCGUUCGAAAAAAAAAAAGAAAAAUAAAUAUAUACGAUGUUCUCUAUACUCUCUCCAUGGUAAUACAAGAAUUUUUUCUUUUUUUUUCUUUCCCAAAGAAGGGGACCCCGAGUUUAUUCCAGGAGAAUUGAUAACCAACCAACCAACCAACCAACGAUCUGAGAAAAGUAUCGAAGAAAUCUCGCAUACAUAAACUAAAUCUUUGAAAAUUCGUACGAAUCUUCUGUACGAAGAUUGAAUUUAUCAAGAAAUAGAGAGAAAGAGAGAGAGAGAGAGAGAGAGAGAGAGAGAGAGAGAGAGAGAGAGAGAGAGAGAGAGAGAGAGAGGGGUCCAAAGGGAGAAGAGAUGUCACUGAAUCAUAGAUAUUACGUGACAACAGUACCGGACGAAGCCGAGGACAGCUUUAAAAUGCCCAGAGCUUCCGUGGUACAUAUGACGUCGACUGCAACGAAACCGCAGCACAUGUCGCAGGUUUUGGCGACCCUGGCACUUUCCAUGGGAACGUUGUCCUCUGGCUUAGCAAAAGGCUAUACCUCGCCUGCAUUGGAUUCAAUCUUGGAUAAACAACCGCCUACACUCUAUCAAUCCACCAACAACGAUACUUGGGCGGUUUUCUCAGUGACGUCGCAGGAGGCUUCAUGGGUCGCAUCCUUGUCGAUGUUGGGUGCAUGGUGCGGAGCCAUGAUCGGUAAUUGGAUAAUGAGAAAAGGCCGACGUUUAGCACUACGAGUUACAUCAUUACCAUUGACUGCAGCAUGGAUUCUUACGGGAGUAGCACCUAGCGUGGAAGUCGUAUAUUGUACGAGUUUUAUAGGUGGACUGUGCUGUUCCAUUAUCACCAUGGUAGCCCAAGUAUACAUCUCGGAAAUCUCGAUGCCAGGCAUCAGAGGGUGCCUUUCGGCGAUGUUAAAGGUGCUGGGUCACGUUGGCGUCUUGUUAUCUUACAUAGCUGGAACCUAUUUGAACUGGCGACAGAGUGCUCUUUUAGUAGCCGUAGCACCGUCUAUGCUCUUUUUGGGAACUCUCUUUAUACCCGAAACACCGUCCUAUCUCGUUUUGAAUGGAAAGGACGAAGAGGCCGCGAGCAGCUUGCAGUGGUUACGUGGCGAGCAAGUGGACAUAAGACACGAGCUACAGGUGAUCAAGACGAACAUACUGGCCUCGAGAGCGAAGCAAUACGGAUUGACGUUAAGGAGCAGCAUUCUAACGCCACGACUAUACAAGCCGAUCGCCAUAACUUGCGGACUUAUGUUCUUUCAGAGAUUUUCCGGAGCGAAUGCGUUCAAUUACUAUGCCGUUAUAAUAUUUCGUCAGACCUUAGGAGGAAUGAAUCCUCACGGUGCAACUAUAGCGAUCGGAUUCGUCCAGUUAUUGGCAUCCUUGUUGUCGGGUUUCCUAAUCGACGUCGUGGGUAGAUUACCGCUCCUGAUUGCCAGUACAGUUCUCAUGUCGUUAGCGUUGGCUGGUUUUGGUAGUUACGCCUAUUACGUGUCCCAAACGCAAAAUUUGGGCUAUUCGGAUUCUGCGGUACCUGCUGGCGAACACGACUGGAUACCGUUACUCUGUGUACUGGUCUUCACUACUGCCCUAGCCCUGGGCAUAUCGCCAAUUUCCUGGCUAUUGAUUGGCGAACUUUUUCCACUGGAGUAUCGAGGUAUCGGCUCUAGCAUCAGCACCAGCUUCAGUUAUUUCUGCGCCUUCUGCGGCAUUAAACUCUUUAUGGAUUUUCAGCAAAUCUUCGGAUUACACGGAGCAUUUUGGUUCUACGCGGGAAUGGCGGUCUGCGGACUUUGUUUCGUGGUAUAUUGCGUACCCGAAACGAAAGGAAAACAAUUGGACGAAAUGAAUCCGGAAUACGCACAGGCACGGUAGUAUAAGGCCUCCUUGACGGGAGGUUUGUCGAAUCUCGAGAAGGCAAAUAAGCCUUUACCGAGCGGUGCUUAUCCUAACGAGCACGAUCCUCGAGAGAUAUACAGGCCCGAUCAAGUUGCUCUCUCUACGGCUGGGCCAGAGUUACCCAGGCCUAGUCAUCGUUCCUUGUCCGAGUAUUGUGGCAUUUUUGCCGAAAAGACCAACAGAAUAGGCAAAAAUGUUGGAAAUUUCAUGCAAUCUCGUGGAUUUUUAGCAACACCCAGGCAAACAACAACUUCUAAUACCAAUCUUUUAUCAUCGAUUAGAAUCAACGGAGAUUUGAACAAGGUAGUUCACGAGAGGAAUUCUACAAGAAAUUCUACGAGAGAUUCUACGAGAAUAUUCGAACGGGAUCGAUACUACGAAGGUAUAACGACGGUUAGAAACGAUCGAGUUCAUCGUACGUCAGCCGUGGAGGAAGCUCGCAGAACUAAAAGACGAAAUUAUCGGAAAGAAUACGAGGAUCGUACAAAUGACGACUGUUGGAAAGAGGAUCCAAGGAGAAACAUAAACGGUGCUAAGCCGAUCCUGAGAAAUGGCAUAGGUUACGAGAGACCCGAAAGAGUACCAUACUGUUCAACUAUUCCGAGACGUAGCAGGACCAUUAAUUUCAAGGAUCAAGCUUAUAACUCCCUGGAGGAGCUACGCGGAUACCCGAAGAGUCUGCAGGAUUUAACGGAUUUCGAGGUCGAGGAUAGAAUAGAACAUUCUAGCAUCUGUUCAUUCCCGAAAAAAAA